UGCAAACAUUGUCUACGCGUCGGGCUACAAAAUGAGUGAUAUUGGUCGUCAAAUACGCGAUCUUGAGGAAAUAGCAGCGUACUUUCGCGCCGAAAUUCGCAGAGCCGAACGGGACCGAGUCAGGAUUCCCGGAGAACUGACCGAAAAAAUCGUUAUGCUCGGCCGUAGUGCUAAUGCUAUCGAGAGUUACAUCAGCAGUUUACAAGAUUCGCGACGGGUAAACCGAGAGCCCAGCAGGGGCAGCAGGGCGAGUACUUUGUCCUUCCCCUUCUCCGAGGGACAACGCUUAAGUUUCGGAAGUUCUCGGGGAGGAGGCAGAGGCACCAGGACUUGGAGACCGUGAUCAACUUAUGGAAAUUUCAAAGAUGGACAGUAAGACCAUUAAUCAUAAGAAGCAUUUAUUUGUUAUAAAUUCCUCACAACUGCAAUUUGACAAGACAUAUAAUUGGCAGAAUCUUCAAUCGU
Molecule: messenger RNA, 465 nt
Organism: Thrips palmi
Lineage: Eukaryota; Metazoa; Arthropoda; Insecta; Thysanoptera; Thripidae
Exons: 3
Coding region: 32-343 (103 amino acids)
Source: RefSeq, a predicted model, not a curated record